This is a messenger RNA of Pseudomyrmex gracilis, 3460 nucleotides long. RefSeq lists its product as uncharacterized. The transcript has 9 exons. The coding region runs from base 222 to 3284 and encodes 1020 amino acids. The record is from RefSeq and is a predicted model, not a curated record. NCBI's taxonomy places the organism in Eukaryota, Metazoa, Arthropoda, Insecta, Hymenoptera, Formicidae.
ACUCCAACUAAUUUGUGAGAGCCAUUUUGUGCACACCCAACAUGCACCAAUGCGAUGUACUGAGCUCAGACAAAUACGCGGAACUCGGCGGAACCAGCAAAAAAACUGCAUUAUUCGACCAGCCGAACACACAAGUUGCACCGACACCCGAAAUGUGCAGUCGAUGCAAACCAGUCGAAAUCGCUAUUAGAUAAAGUCAGUGUAACUAACGACUUAACGAAAUGUCUAAAAGAAAAUUAUUUCAAAAUUUAUCAAAAAGUCAAAAAAACAGGAGGAUAAAAAAAGAAUAUGAUUCUUUUUUGGAAAUUCCUUCUUCAAGUCCUUGGCAAAGUAAAAAAUCUUCUAUGGAAAAUGUAAUAAUUGAGGAAGGAAAUACAGAAAAUGUGGAGCUAUGUUCUAACCUAAAAAUAAUGAGAAGUGAAAAUGAAAAAUGUAAUAGUAGUGGUGAAAUUAGUUCUGUGAAAAAAGACAUUAAAGACAAUAAUACAUUAGAUAGUAAUAAUGACAUGUUAAUGGAGGAUAAUGCUAUUCUUGAACCGUUCAACAUUUCAGAAAAUAAUAGUAAUGCUUUAAAAGAAGAAUUAACACGGUGGAUUNGCCAAUAUAAUAUCGCUCAUUUAGCAGCAGGAGCUUUGUUAAAAAUCCUUCGUAAUGUGCAAUCGAUUGAAGAAUUAAAAGAACUUCCACAAGAUCCUCGAACUCUACUUAAUACGCCAAGAAGUACUGUUAUUCGUCUUGUUUCACCUGGAGAAUAUUUUCAUUAUGGCUUACAACAAGGAUUGAUUGAUCAAUUAAAAGUCAUGAAUAAGAAUAAGCUUGCUGAAAAUAUACAAAUAAAUGUGCACAUAGAUGGAUUACCAUUAGCAAAAAGUUCAAAAAGUCAAUUAUACCCAAUAUUGGCUGAAAUUUUCCCUAAAAUUACUGCACCGUUUGUCGUCGGAAUAUAUCAUGGAUACAGCAAACCUCAUAGCGUCAAUGAAUAUCUCCAAGAAUUUAUUGAAGAAUAUAAUACUUUGCAAAAAGAAGGCUUCCAAUAUGACGAUCGAACAUUUCAUGUCAUAAUCAGAGCCGUCAUUUGUGAUUCUCCAGCUCGGUCAUUUGUGACAUGUACAAAAAGCCACAAUGGUUUUUUUGGAUGUAGUAAAUGCAUGCAAGAAGGUGAAUUUGAAGACCAUCGAAUGUUAUUUUUAGAAAUGGAUGCACCGUUACGGACGGAUAAUAACUUUCUUCAACGAAAAAAUGAAGAUCAUCACACUGGAAAAUCUAUCUUUGAAGCAUCAAAUAUUGGAAUGGUAUCUCAAUUUCCUGUAGAAUAUAUGCAUCUCGUGUGUCUCGGUGUUGAAAAGAAAAUAUUGCAUUUAUGGGUUAAUGGAUGGCGUAUUAGUAAUAAAAAACAAAUUAAAUUUAGUGCUAAAAUAAUAAAUAAAAUUUCGAAAUAUUUAAUCUCGAUAAGAAAUUGGAUACCUUCAGAAUUUGUUAGGAAAACACGAAGUUUGGAUGAAUUAGACCGAUGGAAAGCCACUGAACUACGUUUAUUUUUGUUAUAUGUGGGUCCACUUGCUCUGAAAAAUCAUCAACCAGAUGAGUACUUAUAUCAUUUUAAUAGUUUACAUUGUGCUAUUCGACUUUUGUGCGACGAAACUGAUUGCAUUCGUAAUAAUCAGUGUGCUAACAAUCUAUUGCGUUAUUUCGUUGAACAAUCAAUUAAUUUAUAUGGAAAACGUUUCGUGAUUUAUAACGUCCAUAAUUUAAUUCAUUUGGCUGAUGAUGUCAAAAGAUUCGGUCACUUGGAUUCAUUUAGUGCUUUUUCAUUCGAAAGUUAUUUAAAUAAAAUUAAGAAACACUUAAAAAAAGGUGAAAAACCUUUACAACAAUUACAUAAGCGGCUUGUUGAACAAGCUAGUAGCAGUUCUCUACGAAGAAACUGUGUUUUCAUCAAACCAGAAGUGUCUAAAAAGUGGCCUCCCAAAGAUGAAAAUGCUACUAAGGAUUCCAUGAAGGCAGUUAAACCAAAAGAUAAUUGGGUAUCCGUAAAAUACACAAGAUUGUUAGGACCAUACGAUAAUUAUAAGACUGCAAGAGCAAUAGAAAUUGCUGCUGUUGAUCUUUCAACAAAUGAUGAGACACCUUUAGAAAAUAUCACCAAUAAAGCGGAAGUUUCCAAAAGACGUCCUCGAAAAAGACCAGCACGGUUUAUUAGUUCAGAUGAUGGAUCUAGUGAUGAAAUAGAAACAGAUAGAACUAGAAAUAACAAAAAUGCAUUAAAACNUAUUUUUGUAUACGAAAGUAAUAGCAAAAAACAAGAAAACCCGGUAAAAAUAAAAGCAAAUGAGUUAGAAAAUGCUUCGACUCUACCAAAAGUGAUGAACAUUAUAAAUGAUAAAAACAAACAAUAUAAAAAUGACAACAAUAAUACUUAUAACGAUGAUGAUCUGUUAGAUACACAGCCUUUGGAUUACGGAAAUUUUUUUGAUGAUCAUCCGAUUGAGAUUGAGCCAAAAAAUUCUGAUUGUGAUUCUCAAUUACCAACAAAUAAUAAGCCACUCGUACGUAGCGUUGUAAAGACCCAUAUACCUAUAUACGUGACAAGUAAAGAAAAAUCUCGCUCUUAUAAGGUUUUGACUCCUAGAAAUACUGCAACAAAAUGCACUACUACUCCUGUUCGACUUUUUGAGCAAAAUGCCACUACUACAAAUGAAGUUUCUGAGCAAGGAGCUACAACUUCAACCAUGCAAGUUCCUGAGCAAGAAGUUAUUACUACUGUUACAAAAGAGUUUUCUACACCAUCUCAUCAAAGCUGUUGUCCUGCAUGUCGCGAUAUUCUUAAACUGAUCGAACGUAAGCUUCAUUUCAUGAACAUGAACCUAAUGGAUACUACUGGCACUAUCGCCGAAAAUUCUCAAAAUAAUACAUAUGAAUUACCAGCAUUUCCGAUAGAUAAUAUAACUAAGUUAAAUGCACUUAAUACUCUUCUAGAGAAAUCACAAGGAGCACGUAUUCAAUAUAAAAGAAAAAUCCAGAUCACAGGUGGUAAGAACGCCAAGAAACACGUACGUGAGAUAUUAAGCAUACUAUUAACGGAUAAAUUUUCCUGUGAACUAUCCUGGACUGGUCAAAAAAAAACUAUUGGAGUAAAGAACAUGAAGUUCGUGGAUCUUCUGAUAGAUGCUAUGAUCACUUCGGGACAAAGUUGCACUAUUUUUGAGAUCCAAAGUGUCAUUCAAAGUUGGCUUCAACAUGCGAGUGAUCGCGUAAGAUAUUCAAUAAAAAAACACGGACAUUAAUUUUUAUUCAUUAUUAUUGUUAAAUGUAGUUUAUCUGCUUUGCAUAUAUAUAAACACUUGUGCACCUAGUGUGCUAUUGUACCUGUAAAGAAAGUAAAGACCUGUGCAAUUGUACCUGUAAAGAAAGUAAAUAAAGAAAGAAUGAGAGAGUGAGAGAGAAUAUGUAACAUCUGGAG